GAUAAUAUAUUCGAAAUGUCCAUGGAACGAUCAGAGAAACACCAUUGCUUUCACCCCAAAAAACAGAAACUUUUCCAUCAAAGUAGUAGUGAAAGGAGAAGUCCUUCACCUUUUGCUGAAACCAAUCAAGAUGGUCCUCUUGAUUUUUCUAAGAAAUCUACCUUGUCUGAUACCAGUACCUAUUGUACGACAGAAGAAACUGUGCACAAGUCUUCGCUGCUUUCUUACCCCCAUCAAAAUGGACAUUACGAAUAUCAUUCAGGUAAAGGCCAUUUGCAAGACUCAGAAAAUCACGGAAAUGGUUUUAUUCUAGGUUCAUCGGUUUCAAACGGUUGUCACCUACAAACGAGAUCUCCUCCGACAAAUCACGAAAGCACGUCUAAUCGAGAAGAGCCGCAGCGCGUUGAUGGCAGACCUCCGGAAGGUAAAGCAGUUCUUCAUGUUUCAUCUCGUACGAAUGAGGCAUACAGUGACCCUUCUUUAACAGAAAGGAAACUACUAAUCUUGGAAAAUUCGAAUUGGAAAUCGUCACCUUUAUCGGACACUAGAAAUACAAGUGAGAAUUCAAUAAUGUCCCCAGUACAGCCCAUAACCCCAAAAAUGGCUUCUUUCAUACAGGGACCAUAUAUACCAAUAUCUCUGCCUCCCCUUCUAGCAGGCGUUAAUGUUUUAGAAAGUAUGCCACCAUACUUAAAUGGAUAUUUUUCACAGCAGUCACCAACACUUGGGCCAAAUGGAGAAAGACAAUCUCUUAGGACCGUAAGACCUUUCAAAGCAUUAUCAGACGAACUUCUACUCGGUAAUUACCCGGCACCGAGCUCAUCAAAUUCUUUCUCCAGUACUGUGUCUCCUCCAACACAUUACAACCAUUCAAGGAAUCGUUCUGCCUCAGUUUCAAGUAACACCGACAUAAAAAACGAGUCACCAGAAACAGAAAAUCGUGGCAGUACAAUGAAUGCAAGGUCUACUAGCAUGAACACUGAUUUAGAUAUGAAACUGGAUGCACAUGGUUCGGGGGAUUCUAAUAGUUCGUUCUCGAACAGUUAUUCCAACUGUCAACAGCCGGACACCUCCAGUGGCGGCCAGAACCGACGAAAAAGCCGGACCAUGCCAGAGGAAUUGAAAGAUGCCGCUUAUUGGGAACGCAGACGUAAAAAUAACGAAGCCGCCAAAAGAUCCAGAGACGCUCGUCGACAGAAAGAAGACGCCAUUACUUUGAGGGCAAAACAAUUGCACGAAGAAAAUAAUCAAUUGAGAUUUUAUUUGACUACUAUGCAGAAGCAUAUUGCAUUUCAAGAAACCCAAAAUAGAGCUCUUUUAGAAGAGCGUCAUACGAAAGAUGCAUUGAUCAGGCAAUUACAAGAUGAAUUGUCUAAGAAACGAACUUGCUCUAGUUGUACUUCAUGAUUAACCGAUAGUGAUGAUGUUUCUGGAUAUUAUUAGUAAAUGGUUUUAUUAUAGAGCUAUAAAUUGAAAAAUAAGUCUGAAUAAAAUUGCCAAACCCUAAUACUAUGUAGCGAUAAACAAUGCUAUUUAAAACUGCAAUAAUUGCACGAAUUCCUAAUGGUGUCUACAAAUAUGAAUUUUUUUAAAUUAUUGUGAAUGAGAAAAUGAUAUAAAUUAACGGCAAAACAUAUCACGGUAAAGGAAGUCUAAAUGCUACUUUUUAUUAUUUUAUUGUUUUUUAUAUUCAUGCUCUCUCUAGAUAUGAGUUGUUGGUAAUUGAGAGUAGUCUUUUUAUCUGAAUAUUUUAUGAUAGUUCUCUGCAUUUAUCAGAAUUAUCACUGAAUGUGAGUGAAAUUAACUAUUAUAUUUCGGUUUAUAUUCAUUAAAGCGGAUACCGCUGUGUAUGGUGUGUUGGUUAGUUGUACAUGGCUGAUUUUAAUGCUUGAAAUUGCUGAUUAAAAACAAAGCUUCCCUUAAUUUAUCUCUUGCGCAGUAAAUAUGAUCGAAUAAUUUAAGUUUAUUUUUUUUUUUUUUUUUUUUGAUUUCUCACGCUUUAUCAUUAAGUAAUUCCUUUUUUGAUUUUUCAUGCAUUUAUCAUAAUUUUUUUUUUUUUUUUUAAUUUCUCAAGCAGAUUGAAUCAUCAUCUGUAGAUUUUGCGAGUCAUGAAAAGCAGCAUCUCUUUCAUGAUUUUCAGUUAUCACUUCUGUUUAAUACGCGUUAUAAUUUUAUUAAAUAUAAACACUUAUCAUCCAAUAAAUGAUUAAACUAUGUUGCUAAGUUAUUCACCAGAAACUCAACUUGAGACAAAUUCACAGCAAUAAAUGAUUUUAUUAAUUUGGCCACUGAUGGGUCUGAAAUGUGGAAAAAAGUCACACUCGAGAACUCAUCUGUAAAUAGGAUUUCAUUCUGGAGAGAGAGAGAGUUUAAGGCAAUGUUUGAUGCGUUAGCAAUCUAUUUUUACUUAUCUUUUUUUUUGAAAUCUGUUUUAUCUUUUCUAACUUUUGUUUUUAAAUCUUUUGAUGAACUUCCUUGUCAGUGAAAAUGUGCAGUGCCAAAAAUAUGUUG
Stegodyphus dumicola is the source of this 2511-nucleotide messenger RNA. RefSeq lists its product as uncharacterized. Gene Ontology annotation, cellular component: nucleus. NCBI's taxonomy places the organism in Eukaryota, Metazoa, Arthropoda, Arachnida, Araneae, Eresidae. Gene Ontology annotation, biological process: regulation of transcription by RNA polymerase II. Gene Ontology annotation, molecular function: RNA polymerase II cis-regulatory region sequence-specific DNA binding; DNA-binding transcription factor activity, RNA polymerase II-specific. The record is from RefSeq and is a predicted model, not a curated record.